This is a messenger RNA of Micromonas pusilla CCMP1545, 534 nucleotides long. RefSeq lists its product as uncharacterized. The transcript has a single exon. The record is from RefSeq and is a predicted model, not a curated record. The annotation marks the transcript as partial. NCBI's taxonomy places the organism in Eukaryota, Viridiplantae, Chlorophyta, Mamiellophyceae, Mamiellales, Mamiellaceae.
AGAAGAGAAGUACUGCAAACAAAGCAGCGAGAAAUGGAAGCAAGCCGCACAAAUUACUCUUCUAAGGAAAAGAGGUACCACUUGAAAAUGGUAGAACAGGACGAACGCGAAAAAGCGAAAAGAGAUGCCAGCGAUGCUCUAUGCGCAGAGCAAGAAAUCAGGGAAAACACAGAAUUUGACUCAUGGAAAGACCUCUUCACUCUUGAAAGCAAGGGCGCAGCAGAGACCCUGAUACGAGAAGAGUCUUGCGACUUACUGCAGGAGUUUAUCGACCACAUCAUGGCGAGUAAAGUAACUGUUCUGGAAGAGCUAGCUGCCGAUUUCGGGCUUCGAACCCAAGACGCGGUGUGUCGAGUGCAAGCGCUGGAAUAUAUGGGGCGUAUCACUGGAGUGUUGGAUGACAGGGGUAAGUUUAUUUUUGUUUCACACAAAGAAUUGAGACAGGUUGCAGACUAUAUGAAAAGGAGAGGCCGCACUCCCAUUUCGGAUCUAGCGAAACAGUCAAAUGACUUUGUAGAAAUACGAAAGAUUUGA